CUCAGUGGUUGAACUCAACUCCUCCCCUUUUAUUAUACUUUCCCAUACUGCAUUGCGGGGAAUUAUGGACCAAAUUGACAAUGACCUGCAAGGCACGGACGGCUCGGGGAGUCUUGGGGGCCCUGAUGUCCGCAGACGCAUCCCCAUCAAACUCAUCUCCAAACCAACCAUCAGGAGCAAACCUGCUCCCCGGACACAAAGACCCAUGAGCAGGCAGCCCUCCAAACCCCAGGCCGGGGAUGAAGAGAGUUUUAGCUUCAAACAAGAGGAGAGGUUCGACUGUGGUACCAAGGCUGGGGAUGUGUUUGCAAGUCAACGGAAGUUCCCGCAGCAAAUGUUUUGGGACUUUAAGUUGAAUUUGAUAGGUGAAAAGGAUGACAUUCCAGCACACUUUUGUGACAAGUGUGGUCUGCCCAUAAGGAUCUAUGGACGCAUGAUUCCAUGCAAACAUGUAUUCUGUUAUGAGUGUGCAUUGCUCCACGAGAAGAAGGGAGACAAGAUGUGCCCAGGUAUGCAGCUCUUCAGCUGCACAGACCCGGUCCAGCGCAUCGAACAGUGUCUGCGGGGCUCCCUCUACAUGUGCAGCAUUGUGAAGGGCUGCAAGCGCACCUACCUUUCCCAGCGUGACCUGCAAGCCCACAUCAACCACCGCCACAUGAGGGCAGCCAAGGCUUUGGCAAGCCGCCAGGAUGCCCUGCACCUUCCCCCAUCCACAGAGGUUCCUGACCGCUUCCGCGUGCCCCCGCCUCACCUGCCCAAGACCCAAGGGCACCUCCCACCCCCUCUCCAACAUGGGGGUCAUGACCCCUACGGUCAGCCACCACCGGCUUCCCAUGAUGCACCUCCUCUUUCCCAGGAGACCUUCCGCAUUGCCACAGUAACUACACGCGCACGCAGCAACCUCAUCACCGUGCCAAUCCAGGAUGACUCCGCUUCUUCCUCCACCUCUUCCUCCCGUGACCCUCUCCCUCCUGGCCCGGGCCCUGCUCCACCCCCACACCACCAUCCCGGGGACUACCCUGGUCAGCCUGUAGUGUCCCAUCCCCACCACAUGAUGGCACCACCGCAACAGCACUAUGGCCCUCCACCUCCUCCCCCUCCACCCAUCAACCACCCCAUGCAGCACCCGCCCCAGGGCUCUGGGACACCCCACAUGGUGUACAACCAGGCCGGCCCUCCCCCGCCUAUGUCCAACGCACCCCCUCCCAUUACCCCCCCGCCAGGACAUAUCAUGGGUCAGAUGCCCCCCUACAUGAACCACCCUCCUCCAGGCCCCCCACCUCCACACGGUGGUCCUCCAGUCAACGCCCCUCCUCCCCACCACUACAACCCUAACUCCAUGCAGCAAUUCCCUGAGGACCAGGGCACACUCAGUCCCCCUUUUAACCAGCAAGGGGGUCUGAGCCCUGGGAUGUGGCCUGCCCCUAGAGGGCCUCCUCCUCCAAGGAUGCAGGGCCCCCCACCUCAGGGCCAGAUGCCUGGACCCCAUCACCCCGAUCAGUCCCGCUACCGCCCUUAUUAUCAGUAAACUCUCAACUCCCCACAAAGUCAGGGGCAUUGUUUGACCUGUCCCUUUUCUUCUCCAAUGGUUUGAAUAAUGUGAACAUGAGUCUCUGGGUUCUGUAUGACUGUCAUUUCUAUGGAAACACUUUAAAGAGACUAGUCUAUGGUGAAUGUAUGUAUCUAGCUGUUCACUUUUAUUGAUAUGAACCUUUUGGACUGUCAAAUGAGCAACGAUACAUUUGAAUCGCUCCUGUAUUUGUCUCCAAUGGACAUUGUUGUAUCUUGAAAAAAUUUGGUUUGAUGACGUCUCAAUAAAUAUUUUCUAACAAAG
This is a messenger RNA of Oncorhynchus masou masou (cherry salmon), 1834 nucleotides long. Its product is annotated as E3 ubiquitin-protein ligase Hakai-like. Gene Ontology annotation, molecular function: ubiquitin protein ligase activity. The transcript is spliced from 6 exons. The record is from RefSeq and is a predicted model, not a curated record. NCBI's taxonomy places the organism in Eukaryota, Metazoa, Chordata, Actinopteri, Salmoniformes, Salmonidae. Bases 65 to 1528 code for a protein of 487 amino acids. Gene Ontology annotation, biological process: regulation of cell adhesion; protein ubiquitination.